Molecule: messenger RNA, 798 nt
Organism: Clonostachys byssicola
Lineage: Eukaryota; Fungi; Ascomycota; Sordariomycetes; Hypocreales; Bionectriaceae
Source: the annotation of a GenBank genome assembly
AUGCACAUGCUAGGGCUGCAGAAGAUGAUCCAAUAUCGAGGUGGUAUACACAGUCUUGGUUCUCGCUAUCUGCGAGUUACGGCAACUUGGACCGAUCUGGUCGGUUCCAUGGCUACAGACCAAGUUCCCUAUUUCGCAUUGGACCAGCCCGGCCCGACCAAGGCUCGACAUGUACAAGACAGCGCUUUCCAAGAAUCUCUUGAAGGGCUACAGAUGAAUUGUCCCAAAUCCGCAAGUAUCACAGUUCUUUUGAAGCUGCUCCUCAGCUUAUCGAACUCGGUCGCUGGAAAGUCGGAGCUUGGGCUAAGUCAAGAUCUAGCGCUGAUGGAGACACUACACGCCAUCGUAUAUAUUACCUUAACCCUGCCUCGCUUCAACGAACGAGCCAUACAUGAUGACGCUAAUCCUUUGACGCCCAUUGAAGCGGCUUACGAAGCAUUUCGCCUAGCAGCAAUCCUGUAUUUGUCCGGGCCCGUGAUGUUUGUGGCUGGUAAUAAGUUCUCCAAUCCGGUGGCUUCUCACAUAAGCUGGAAAUUAUCAAACCUUCUCAAGGCGCUUAUCAUCGACUGGACGGGUUUAGAACAGGUCGAGUUGUUUGUGCUGGCUUUUGGGGCUGUGACCGAAGUAGGAUGUGGAAGGCAUUGGAUGAUAGUCCAAUUAAACCACACCAUGAUGGAACGGGGUCUGCGAUGGAAUUUCAUAAUGGAUAACCUACGCUCAAUGGCGUGGGUCGACAUUGUCUGGUCGGCCAAGCUGAACAAGUUGGGUGGUGACUUGACGCAUGUCAAUGGCAGCUAG